Molecule: messenger RNA, 1883 nt
Organism: Solanum dulcamara
Lineage: Eukaryota; Viridiplantae; Streptophyta; Magnoliopsida; Solanales; Solanaceae
Product: UDP-glycosyltransferase 76E1-like
Exons: 2
Coding region: 204-1631 (475 amino acids)
Molecular function (GO): UDP-glycosyltransferase activity
Source: RefSeq, a predicted model, not a curated record
ACGGGGAUCCGGACAAAAGCUACAAGCCCAAAAUAUCUCUUUAUUGCCGGUGGUUAACGUUCACACAAUACUUCAAGGCUAGAUCUACUUACCCUCCUUAGAAUUUCGAAGUUUGAGAGCUAUAGAUAAACUUCCUUCAAGAACCCUACUACUACUACUACUACUACUAAAGUCUUGAAUAGAACAAAAUCAAGAAAGGAAAGAUGAAAAUUGAAAGAAAGCAGAUUGUAGUACUAGUGCCAUACCUACUCCAGGGGCAUUUAACACCAAUGCUACAGCUUGGAAGUAUCCUUCAUUCACAAGGCUUUUCUGUCAUUGUUGCACAUACUCAAUACAAUUCUCCUAAUUAUUCCAAUCAUCCUGAAUUCGUCUUCCAUUCUAUGGAUGACGGAUUAAAGGGAAUCGACAUGAGAUUCCCGAGUUUGGAGAGUAUAUAUUGUAUGAACGAGAACUGUAAAGUGCCUUUGAGAAAUUACCUCAUUAAGAUGAUGGAACAGGAAGGUGAUGAGCUUGCUUGUAUCAUUUAUGACAACAUCAUGUUCUUCGUCGAUGAUGUAGCCACUCAGCUGAGGCUUCCCAGCAUUGUCCUACGCACUUUCAGUGCUGCAUAUUUGCACUCUUUGAUCACCAUUUUACAGCAGCCAGAAAAAUAUUUUCCUUUGGAAGAUUCUCAGUUGCUGGAUCCGUUACCGGAGCUUCAUCCAUUGAGGUUUAAGGAUACACCAAUUCAUGUCAAUAAUAAUACAGUUCCAGAACCGAUACUAGACUUCAGUAGAGCAAUGAGCGAUAUCGGAUCAUCUGUCGCGACUAUUUGGAACACGAUGCAAGACUUGGAGAGUUCAUUGUUGUUUCGCCUUCAAGAACAUUACAAGGUGCCCUUCUUUCCAAUAGGCCCUUUACACAAAAUGGCGCCUAUGGCCUCAUCGACUAGCCUACUAGAAGAAGACAACAGCUGCAUCGAGUGGCUCGACAGACAAGCUCCUAACUCUGUUCUCUAUGUCAGCUUGGGUAGCCUAGUGGGUAUUGAUGACAAAGAGCUAAUUGAGACUGCUUGGGGAUUAGCUAACAGUGAGCAACCGUUCUUGUGGGUUAUUCGACCGGGCUCUGUCUCUGGCUUUCAAUGUGCUGAGGCACUGCCUGAUGGUUUUGUGGAAAUGGUAAGUGAAAGAGGACGGAUAGUGAAAUGGGCGCCACAAAAACAGGUGCUUGCACAUCCCGCGGUAGCAGGCUUUUUCACUCAUUGUGGUUGGAACUCUACGCUUGAAAGUAUUUUGGAGGAAGUCCCUUUGAUAUGCAGGCCAUUUCUAGCAGAUCAACUGGUGAACGCAAGGUAUCUGAGCCAAAUAUAUAAGGUUGGGUUUGAAUUGGAGGUUAUCGAGAGAACGAUCAUAGAGAAAACAGUAAGAAAACUCAUGUUAAGUGAAGAAGGCAAAGAUGUGAAGAAAAGAGUAGUAGACAUGAAACAAAACAUAGUUGCUGGUAUGCACAUGGAUGGUACUUCACAUAAGAAUCUGAAUGAUUUGGUAGACUUCAUUUCUGGCUUGCCAUCACGGCGCCCUCCACCAACGCCUAUUGUUGGGGCAGUCAUGAGCUCAAACCAUAUAGCAAGCAAAUGUAUCGUAGAGUCCUGAAGUUAGAAGAAUUGCUUAUUUUUGUUGCCUGCUAGCUUGGCAAGACAACAAGUCCUUCAUCACAAAAGGAAGAAUAAGAUAAGGAGUGAACUUUUCUCAAGUCCAUGGGGCAAAUGCUGAAGAAAUUUAGCAGCCUGUUACAAUAGCCUAGUCAACUACUUUCUCACUUUAGUUUGUUGAUUGGAUUAAUAAGUUGGGAACUAAAAUGAUAUAUUGUUUCCUAGUUGUUAGAUCUGAGAUAGAUUUCCUCUU